CGCGACAAGCUCUCGGAUGCGUCCCGGCCGACUAAGCGGCGUUGCGUGAGUAGCGCAUGCAUCGCGUGUCGAAAACGGAAAUCGAAGUGUGACGGGAAUACGCCUUCGUGUGCCGCGUGCGCUUCCGUCUACCACACCGAAUGUGUCUACGACCUUAACUCCGAUCAUCGAAGGAAGGGCGUGUAUAAGAAGGAUAUUGACAGCUUGAAGACGCAGAAUGGUACCCUACAGACCCUGAUUGAGGCUGUCUUAAAUUACCCGGAUGAGAGGGUUUAUGAUCUGGUGAAGGAGAUACGGUCGUGCGAUUCUCUCGAGGAACUGGCAGAGCGGAUCGCCGAGGAGCAGAAGCAGCUGUCGGAAAACUGGGCAGCAACCAGUCCGAAGGGGAUCGUCGACGGGGAUUCGCCGGAGAGCCAGGGAAGUAUCUGGGAAGGGGAUGGAGACGGCAUACCGUCAUCUCUUGAGGCAGAGUUAAGUGGGAAGAUGGGAUCGCUUCGUCUGGAGGAGGGUCAGGUGCGGUUUAUCGGCGCGACUUCGAAUUUGAUGCUGCUGCCAUCCAGCCAAAGUACCGAAGACGAAGAGGAGGCCGGGAAUCCAGCGUUGCAGAGUCAGCGGCAAGACAUUCCCAUUCUUUCGUGGACGACGGUGACGCAGGAUAAGGACUUGAUAUUGCAUCUGAUCACGCUUUACUUUACCUACCACUACCCUUUCUUCACCACGCUCUCGAAGGACCUUUUCUACAAGGAGUUCUUCCGCGGCAAACAACCCUUUGACCCCCGUCGUAUCGUCUACUGCACCUCGUUACUUGUCAACAUCAUGCUCGCUCUUGGGUGCCAUUUCACGACAUGGCCAUCGGCACGCGCAAAUCCGAACGACUCGGCUACAGCCGGCGACCAUUUCUUCAAGGAGGCGAAGAGAAUCAUCUUCGAGAACGAUGAGCAUGAGAACCCACGGCUGACCACUGUACAAGCGCUCGCCCUGAUGUCGGUGCGCGAGGCAGGAUGCGGCAGAGAAGCGAAGGGUUGGGUCUAUUCUGGCAUGAGUUUCAGAAUGGCGAUGGAUCUUGGUCUUCAUUUAGAUCCGGUUUCGUUGAAAGAAACCGAUUCUAUGAGUGAUGAAGAAACGGAUGCCAGGAGGAUCACAUUUUGGGGCUGCUUUCUCUUUGACAAAUGUUGGAGCAACUACAUGGGUCGCAUGCCACAGUUGCCAUCAGCGAUGGUGACAGUUCCCAAGCCUGAUGUCUUCCCAUCGGAAGAUUCGGACAACUGGGUGCCGUACACAGACGAAGGCAUCAUCGACAACGCGCAACCGUCGAGAAUCCGUGCCAUCUCGUUGCAGAUCUCCCACCUCUGUGAGAUUUCGAACGAUAUACUUCUGUGCUUCUACAACCCCACUCCGUCCUCCGCAUCCCCCAUGGCCAAAUCUCUGACCAAAUCAUCCAUCUCUGCCGAAUUCAAGAAACUUGGCGAGCUAUUUUCCCGUCUCGAAGAUUGGCGCAAGAAGCUUCCGGUAGAGCUCGAGGCUCGCGGUGGAAGCCUACCAAGCGCACUACUAAUGCACAUGUUCCAUCAAACCCUCUACAUCCACCUGUUCCGACCGUUUCUCAAGUUCUCCUCCCAGAGCUCAUCCACACCGCUCUCCCACCUUGAUCCUCGAAAAGCGUGUCUCCACGCGGCGACGAACAUUUCCAAGUACCUACGCUUCUACAAACACCGCUACAAGCUGAAGCAGAUCUGCAACGUAGCUGGCUAUUUUAUCCAUUCCGCGUGCACCAUUCAUCUCCUCAACCUACCACAAAAGACCGCGGCAAGGGACAUAAUCCAAGGCCUCCACGGCCUCGAGGAAAUGGGCGAAUGCUGGCUCGUCGCCCGCCGAUCACUAGUGAUAAUCGAUAUCCUCGUCCGCCGCUGGCGCCUCGAGGUGCCCGAGGAAGCAGCGGUGAUCCUCGCCCGCGCUCGCACAGAAGCCAAACAAUGGGGCCUC
Molecule: messenger RNA, 1983 nt
Organism: Tricharina praecox
Lineage: Eukaryota; Fungi; Ascomycota; Pezizomycetes; Pezizales; Pyronemataceae
Product: fungal-specific transcription factor domain-containing protein
Exons: 4
Biological process (GO): regulation of DNA-templated transcription; DNA-templated transcription
Molecular function (GO): DNA binding; zinc ion binding; DNA-binding transcription factor activity, RNA polymerase II-specific
Source: RefSeq, a predicted model, not a curated record